Messenger RNA from Manihot esculenta (cassava), 1402 nucleotides. Its product is annotated as target of rapamycin complex subunit LST8. Gene Ontology annotation, cellular component: TORC2 complex; TORC1 complex. Gene Ontology annotation, molecular function: protein binding. The transcript is spliced from 11 exons. The record is from RefSeq and is a predicted model, not a curated record. Lineage: Eukaryota; Viridiplantae; Streptophyta; Magnoliopsida; Malpighiales; Euphorbiaceae. Bases 249 to 1199 code for a protein of 316 amino acids. Gene Ontology annotation, biological process: regulation of actin cytoskeleton organization; TOR signaling.
GAAACGCAACAAGAGCUGCGUUCCGAAAGGGGCAGCCUCCCAUGCUCCCGUCUCUCCCUGCUCUUUUCCCCUCCCUCUCUUCAGCCUUCUUCGGCCGGCCUCCACCUUUGACGCCGGCGAGUGCAAAGCUCCAAUAGAUCGACGACGCCUCCCCCAGCAGACCAAAACAGUAGCAGCGAAGGACUGAAUUUUUCAGUUGAACUACUCCCCACUGUCAAACAAUCUCAAAUACAGGGGUUAGUCUUAAGAUGACUCAACCAUCAGUGAUCCUUGCAACAGCUAGCUAUGAUCACACCAUUAGAUUUUGGGAGGCAAAAAGUGGCCGGUGCUACCGUACAAUCCAGUACCCUGAUUCACAAGUUAAUCGACUUGAAAUAAACCCCGAUAAACGCUUCUUGGCUGCAGCUGGUAAUCCUCACAUUCGGCUGUUUGAUGUCAACUCCAACAGUGCUCAACCAGUCAGGAGUUAUGAUUCACAUACAAAUAAUGUCAUGGCAGUGGGAUUUCAAUGUGAUGGAAACUGGAUGUAUUCAGGAUCUGAGGAUGGCACAGUAAGGAUUUGGGAUUUGAGAGCACCAGGUUGUCAAAGGGAGUAUGAAAGUCGUGCAGCUGUUAACACUGUUGUGCUACACCCAAAUCAGACUGAACUGAUAUCUGGGGACCAAAAUGGGAACAUUCGUGUGUGGGAUUUGACAGCAAAUUCAUGCAGCUGUGAAUUGGUACCAGAGGUGGAUACAGCUGUAAGGUCUCUAACGGUUAUGUGGGAUGGGAGCUUGGUAGUUGCUGCAAACAAUCGUGGAACAUGUUAUGUUUGGCGCCUAUUGCGAGGGUCGCAGACUAUGACCAACUUUGAGCCGCUUCAUAAGCUACAAGCACAUGAUGGAUACAUUCUCAAAUGUCUCCUUUCGCCUGAGUUUUGUGAGCCCCACAGAUAUCUGGCAACUGCAUCUUCUGAUCACACUGUCAAGAUAUGGAAUGUUGAUGGGUUUACAUUAGAGAAAACUUUAAUAGGUCAUCAACGGUGGGUAUGGGAUUGUGUUUUUUCGGUAGAUGGUGCCUACCUAAUAACAGCUUCUUCUGAUACAACAGCAAGGCUUUGGUCCAUGUCUACUGGGGAAGACAUUAGAGUGUAUCAAGGUCAUCAUAAAGCAACUGUUUGUUGUGCUCUGCAUGAUGGGGCAGAACCCUCUUCAGCUUGAAUCUCAAAUUUUUAUUUUAUUUAAUUGGUUGUGUACUUUAUCGGUGCGGUGAACAUGUUCAUGUUCAAUAUGCAAAGUGUCUUGUGGGUUUGUGGAAAACUUUUGAACAGUAGUGUUGUUCUAGCCGGCAGAAGUUAUUGUUUUAGAUUUCCCUUUUACUGCAACCAUUAAUCACAUCAAUUGAAAUUAUAGCCUGUGGAACA